AUGCACUAUGUGUUGUAUGUUUACAGACAACAAUGGCCGCUUUCCUGUCAAUAUUUAGACGUGGUUUGGAUCAGGACAUGGUGGACAAUGUGAACGGAUUCUGGUCGGUUCUCCUCUUGGCCCUCUGCUCGGCUGGGGCAUUUCUAGUGCGAUACAUUACUGAUCCUACAAGCUGCUGGUACCCUGCACAUUUAACUGCAUCCCACGUUUCAUACUCCGACCAUGCCUGCUUCCUCACGGACGUCUUUUACCAACCUUACACAAGUUAUGUCCCCAAAUCAAGUCAUGAACGUGUCCCCUCCUACCAUCUCUGGAUACCACUCAUACUCUUCUUCCAAGCCCUUGCUUUCAAAGUACCAAACAUCAUCUGGAACAGUGGCAAGAACUUCCUCACUUUCAACAUGGACGAAACUGUCGAGUCCAUGAAAUGUGUACAACUGACCAAUGCUGAGAAUCGCCAGGCCAUUUUCAGUGAUGCAGCCCGAGUAUUUGGAAGUCUACUGAGAAGAAAUCGAUUCUUUCUGGCGCUGUUGUACCUAUUUGUGAAGAUUCUCUCAUGUGUCAAUCUCAUAGCACAGUUUAUGUUCCUCACGAUAUACUUCAGACAAUACCUGGCAAUCAGGGUAGGAUCCUAUGCUGGUUUGGAUAUGGGCUCCAUCGUAAAACCAUUACUUGUGAAACAUGUUUUCUGCGACAUCGAUGUGUAUAUGUUGAAAAAUCUUCGAAAAUUCACUGUUCAGUGCAUUCUGCCAAUCACCGAAAUCUAUGAGAAGAUGUUCAUAUUCCUGUGGUACUGGGUCUUCCUCCUGGCUGUCAUCACAAUCCUAAACCUUGUCCUGUGGGCAGGAUUUCUCUUCAUACCGUUCCUAAGAGAUGGCAGGAUAGCUGCCCACAUCAACGCUGCCAAAGGAUCUCGCCCUGACGAACCCAAUGUAACUCGUUUCAUCAGAAGUUUCCUCGGAAUCGAUGGUGUACUUGUCUUGGCAAUGAUAUCCCGGAAUUCCAGCGAGUUAGUUGCAGCAGAUCUCACCCAACAUUUGUACCAGGUGUUUCAGGAGAAGGAAGAAGAUCUUCAGAAUCAGCGACAUCUCUGCACAGGAGAACCGGAAUGUGGGAUUGUCCGAAAUGAAGCAACAGGAACCGUGGCAGCUUUACCAAUGAGCGAGCUACCCUCUGGUCCUGAAAACUCGGAGAAGGCCCCGAUUGUGUGACAACAUAACUGGUGUGCCAUGCACUGAAUGUAUUUAAUUAUAAUGUUGGGUCUUGAGAUAACCUGGUGUUGAAGGAUUCGCUUGUCACGCCUAAGUCCCGGGUUGAUUUCCUGCAUGUGUAUAUUGUCUGAAGCCCAAAGCGGUGUUAAACUAUAUUCAAUCGCUUAAUUAUUAUUGUAUUAAGAGUAAUAACACUCACUGAUUCUUUGAAUGAGUGAGUGAGUGAAUAUGGUUUUACGCCGCUUUUAGCAAUAUUCCAGCAAUAUCACGGCGGGGGACACCAGAAAUGGGCUUCACACAUUUUACCCAUGUCGGGAAUCGAACCAGGGUCUUCGGCGUGACGAGCGAACGGAUUCUUUGAAUGUCUCAAGUGGACAUCCAGUAUGUUGCAUUCCGUAAUGACAGCGCCUCUAUUAAAAUAUUUUACAUUGGCACUUAACAUG
Messenger RNA from Haliotis rufescens (red abalone), 1654 nucleotides. RefSeq names its product innexin unc-9-like. Gene Ontology annotation, cellular component: plasma membrane; gap junction. The coding region runs from base 33 to 1211 and encodes 392 amino acids. Lineage: Eukaryota; Metazoa; Mollusca; Gastropoda; Lepetellida; Haliotidae. The record is from RefSeq and is a predicted model, not a curated record. Gene Ontology annotation, molecular function: gap junction channel activity. The transcript has a single exon.